Messenger RNA from Trichomonas vaginalis G3, 1125 nucleotides. RefSeq lists its product as uncharacterized. The record is from RefSeq and is a predicted model, not a curated record. Bases 1 to 1125 code for a protein of 374 amino acids. The transcript has a single exon. NCBI's taxonomy places the organism in Eukaryota, Parabasalia, Trichomonadida, Trichomonadidae.
AUGGUCAAUGCGAGAAUAGCUGUAAUGACUUACUACAAAGGAGCUGUUCAAGCUUCUUCGAGUAAAUCAGAAGAUUUGGCAGACCAAGAGCAAUUUUUCGACGAUAAAAUUAAAGAAUUAGCUCCUAUCUCUACCGAAAUGAUUGACUCUCUCAAAGUCAUUGUUUGUAUAAAUACAGAACUCGGUGCUGGCGAUAUUGUUACAAUGCAUAUUCUCUACGGAAACUUUUAUUACAGUCUUCGCUCAAUUUUAGUCAAAACAACAUAUUUCAUUAUCAGUAUCGCAUAUAUUUACAUGUUCUUGACAAUUCAUACAUCAAAAUACCGCGUAAUUGCAGGAUUAGUUUUAUCUAUCUAUUCUCUCUUCGCCACUGAGCCAAUUACUCCAUUUUUACCAUCAUACGUUUCAUAUAUAUUCUCGAUCAUUACAAGAGACUGCUUAGUUUCUGUUGCAGUUUUUUAUGGCGUUAUUAUCAAGAAAGGAGCUACAUAUGUUGAUUAUAUCAUAGCCGCAUUAUUUGCUUCUACGGUUUUCUACACAACUACGUCUUAUUCUUGCGAAUUAGUCUCCGGAGAAUUUAAUGAAGGAUUCCUCUUCCAAGUAAUUCCAAGAUUCAACAAAACCUGCUUCUACAUAUUAUACUGCAUUGGAUUCUUCUACGGAUUGCUCAUGAGGAUCAUUAAAGAACGCGAAUUACAAAAUAUCGUUUUACAGUUCAUUGCUUUUGCUUCUUGUUUGUUCAACUUUUGGUCGACCAUGAAUGCCGAUAACAAUAUAUUUUACAGCCUCUCAAUUACGUUAGUUCACAUUUUUGUUUAUUAUUUCCCAGCUUUGACUCACCACAGGUCAGGACGAAGCAAGCAUAUCGCUAACCAGACUUCUUUGGAUGAUUUGGCCCCUGUAAGGCAAGAAGUCAUUGAUUCUGAAGGUUACAGUGUUUCAUCUGACGAAAGUUACAUGGCAACUGAAGAAGAUGACGAUGACGAUGACGACGAAGAGGAGGAUGAGUCUUCUUACUACGAAGAGAGUAGUGAAAAGCCUCCAAAGAAGGGUUUGAAGAGAUUUGUCGCAUCUCGAAGGAAAGUAUCAAGCGACGAGGACGAGGAAGAAGAGGAUGAUGAUUAA